This is a messenger RNA of Gigantopelta aegis, 2523 nucleotides long. RefSeq lists its product as uncharacterized. The record is from RefSeq and is a predicted model, not a curated record. The coding region runs from base 113 to 1492 and encodes 459 amino acids. NCBI's taxonomy places the organism in Eukaryota, Metazoa, Mollusca, Gastropoda, Neomphalida, Peltospiridae. The transcript is spliced from 4 exons.
ACCAAACAACAAUGGCAGCCUCCAUAUGACCCAAAAAAUGUAGUGCCAUGUCGCAUUUUGCGAUAUAAACCAUGGCUCGUGAGAUUAGCAGUGAUUAUAAAUAGCAGUAACAAUGCCACAGAUACUGUUGCCGAGAUCUGCUACAUGUUUACGCUAUGCCACGGGCCUGUUGUUUAACAAACCGUCCAUAUGUUUGUGCUUUUCUCCAAUUUCAGCGGUCCAGAAUUCUGUCACCAAUGUCACUGUCAGACAUAUUGCACUAUCUCGGAACGUAUUUCGUGUUCUGGAAGUUCCUUCAGCAACAGAAGCCAGUAUGCUGAAGAGAAAAUUUGAAAAUCCACGACAAAUAAUUCAUAAAUUGCUGCAACCGCUGGUGACACAUGGUGGCAUCCCCGAACCGUUUGUGAAGUAUUUGGCUAAGCUGAACGGUCAGUACUGGAAAGCUCGGCUCCAGGUGAAGUGGCCAUAUGACAUGAUGUUCACCGGUGUCCACAAGAGUAUCACCGUGGCCGAGGAGAAUGCAUAUCUCCAGGCCUGUCAAUUGUACUCAUAUGUUGGUCUGAUCUAUGAAGACUCUCACACAAAGCAGACAGCGCCAGUGACUGAACAGUUCAUUCUGAAGAUGCUGGACGUCCUGUAUCAGCAGAGUGGGAUCUACACGGCGGAGCACCUGACCAGUUACCGGAUCACGACGACACGCGUCCACGUUGAUGACGACCUCGUGUGGCACGCGGAACUGCAGGUGCCGUGGCCCCACCCCGUGAUCGUGACGAGCACCGCACCCACCAUGCGGGCCGCACAGUACAGUGUCUGUCUACAGACCUGGAUCAAACUCAAGUUUUUUCGACUGCUCACAGGAAACAAUUUACUCAAUGUACAAAAGCUGCCCCGAUUGUCAGAGAGGCUUGCCAAACAACAGUCAGCUGUACCCUUGUCGAAAGAGGAGUUUGACCCGGAUUACGAACUGUUCGUGGACUCGUCGCGAGUUGGCUUUGGUGCAUACCUCCUGGCGCAGGGGGAAGACAAAGUCCGAUGGCUGUCAGAUUUCUGGCCAGACCACUUCAAUGAGGAAACUGUGAUGCUUCCAGAACCGAAAUUCUAUUCUUCAUUUUAUGAGUAUUAUGCGCUGGUUGCUGCUUGUUAUACGUGGAAGCACAAGUUUGUGAACAAGAAGGUUCUGUGUUGGUCAGACAACAUGAUGGCCGUGGGCAUGGUCAAUAUGAAUCCCUAUUUGAUAAACAGCAUCACAAUGAAGCCAAACGGCAAGCUCUAUCGGAUCAUGGUUCAGAUGUGUCUCAAGUACAACAUCCGUCUGCAGGCACUCCACCUCAACAGGGAGGAAAACACAGCAGCAGACAUGCUGUCGCGGGUCCAUGUGGAGAAGUUUCGAGAAGUCUUCCCCGAGGCUGAUGAAAAGAGCAAGAAAAUUAAAAAACUUUUGUUUUGGAAACCUAUUUAUCAAAGCAAUUCAAUAAACUUGAAAUGCAAUUGAACAUUUAUUUAAUUUUUUGUCAAUAAAGAAUUGGUUACUUUGUUAUAUAUGUAUUUGAAGAAAGAAAUAUAUUUAUAGUAAGGAUUUUUAUAUUGAAGUGUAACAUUUUUAUUUUAGUAUCAUAUGAUUUCAACAUUUAAAUGAUGGGUCAUAACUUUUGCAUUUGUAAAGAUUUACCUGUUUGAUAUCUAAUAGCUAAUGUGUUUUGUGUGCUGGGGUCAUUCAAUAUUCAUUCAUGAAAAUAAGAGUGUUCUAAGAAUUAAGGAACAAAACAAUCAAUCAUUUAAUGGGUGGAUGUAGUUAUUGAAAAUAAAAUUUUACCGGACCCUCUGUAAAGUGUACUUCCCUCAAAACCACAUGCCCACCCUUUUUAAACAUCAGAACCUCUCUGAACUGGAUACAACUGUACAUUUUAUUUGUUCCCGUGGGUGCCUGGUUUGGAGGCAUUUCACUUACUGGGUAAAUGUAAAUUAGAAUUUUUUUUACUCGCUUUGGGAAAGGAGCUGUUCAAAUAUUACUUUGGUCAAAAUGAGAACCCCUCCCCCCCCACCCCCCAAUAACACUAGACCCCAAAUAUUACAUAACGCUUGGACACCCUCAUUCACAAGAAAAUUCCUGCAAUGGAUGCAAUAUAAUUUGAACGUACUGCUUUACGAUCCUUCUGUGUAUAUGUCUAGCUAUAACUACCUAAAUUAAACAUUGUCGCUGUGACGAGCAUUUGUGAAAAAAAAAGAGAAUAUUUAUAUUAAUAAUACACCCACCCACACCCUGUUAUGGUACAUAACAUUUGGACCUACACCCAUUUUUUAGGUAUUCUUUUCUAGUAAUUUAGUUUUUGGCAAAACAUUUACUUCUUUAAAUAAGAAAUCAACCAAAACCUUGCUUUUAAGUACAUGUACUUAUGGCUGGUAACCUGUACUAGUUAAAAGUAUUUGUAAAUAUAUUACUGUAUAUGGGAUAUCGGAUGGAUGGAUGAAUGUUAUUUUGAAUAUAAUUGUUAAAAUACUGAAUAAAGACUAUAUUAAACCAAA